Biomphalaria glabrata is the source of this 2680-nucleotide messenger RNA. RefSeq lists its product as uncharacterized. NCBI's taxonomy places the organism in Eukaryota, Metazoa, Mollusca, Gastropoda, Planorbidae. The coding region runs from base 244 to 2508 and encodes 754 amino acids. The record is from RefSeq and is a predicted model, not a curated record. The transcript has 15 exons. Gene Ontology annotation, molecular function: scavenger receptor activity.
ACCUAGAGAGGUGAAUAGGUGGCAUGCUGUUUACAAAGAUAUGAAAAGUUGGCAACGUUUUGCAUGUACAUGGUAGAUUUACUUCCUCUUAGGAAAAGUCGUGAAAUAACAAAGACGUAGGUUACAACGUCUGUGUCUGCGUGCUGUUAUAGUAUAUGCAUUCUACUCUAACGACAUGUUAAUGACAUCGGCGUCGAACCCCCUAAUAAAAACUUUAUAUACCGAUAUGUGAACAUUUCAUUUAUGGCGACACACUGUGAAGGUGCAAUAUGUGUUUGUGUGGUGUGUAUUUUAUGCUUUCAGACAGUUGAAUCACAAGAUGGUUGGUUCGGACCAAACAAAGAGUUCAAAUGUCACUGUGAGUCAAGUUGUAUCUCUGAUGGUACUUGUCAGGGUAAUGGAAAGUGUGCCAGAGUCUGGUUUGGUCUGAAAUGUCAGCAUCACGAUCUUACAGUUCUGGACAACACAGCAACAUCACCGAGUAUAAACAUACUUACAGACAGAGAUGACAGUACAUGUAUGAGUUUGUCUGGCCAAAGCAUUGUCAUUAGUUUUAAUAGAACCUAUGUUUUUACUUGGGUGAGACUGACUGUACAAGACAUUGCUGACAUAUCAAGAUCUAAAUUACAGUUUAGUAAAACUACAUCGAUAACUUCCAAAAUUGAUUGUCUAAAUUUGAAAUAUUUCCUUGUGGACAAUUCUACACUUGACAUACAAUGUGAUCUGACAGAAGCCAUUCAAACUGUUAUCCUCACUGGAACAGGACAAACAUCGCUUUGUUCAUUGUAUAUAAAUGGAGGUCGUAACGUCGCACUGAAACAAAGGGCCAGGCAAACGAGUACUUAUGCGAACUUAAUUUUAUAUGAUGCUUCUAAUGGUAUAGACGGCAAUACAAAUUCCAAUAUUGGUGUCGGAAGCUGUACACACACAGAACAAGAACUUAAACCAAUGUGGACUGUGACUUUCCCAUUAUCCGAGAUUACGAGAUAUGUGAUAUACAACAGAGACUCUAUCAUGGAUCGACUUGCCAAAUUUACUUUAGUCGGAGAAAAUUCUGUCCAGGAAAGGUUUGACUAUAAAGACUCCUCUGAUACUGGAUUGCCUGUGUAUAUUGUUAUAGACGCUGCUAAACAUAACUUAACAAAAGUCAACAUAAACUCUUCAACUGCGUAUUUAACACUAUGUGAAGUGGAGAUUUAUGGAGAAUGUCCGGCUGGUACCUAUACAACAUCAGAUCUUCACUGCACCAACUGCCCAGCAACAUGCCCAACCAGUUGUCAUCGUGACAGUGGCUCUUGUAGCGUUUGUUUUAAUUACAGCAACCCACCAGCUUGUACUGUGGUGUGUUCAACAGGUCGAUUUGGAAUCAACUGUACACAAACAUGUCCAAGUAAUUGUUUCGGUAACAUCUGUGAUCCAGAGACUGGACAAUGUUCUAAAUGCACACCUGGAUUCUAUGGAGGCUCUUGCGAUAAAGUUUGUGAAGAGUUCUUUUGGGGUCAAAAUUGCAGUCAAACUUGUAACCCCAACUGUCAAGCUAGAUUAUGUCAUUACAUCAAUGGAGAAUGUAUCAGAGGAUGUGUUGCAGGCUUCGUGUCUCCAGGCUGCAAGCAAGCAUGUCCUGCUGGUCAGUGGGGUGUAAACUGCACAAACUCUUGUAGUGUAAAUUGUUAUGGUCAAUCGUGUGACAAGACAACUGGGAUUUGUGACAAGGGAUGUCAAGGCUUCAGUGACCCGCCUAGCUGUACAACAGAAUGCGCUAAAGGCAACUGGGGGCCUAACUGUCAGUUCAACUGUAGAAACAAUUGUUUUAACUUGUCCUGUGAUAGCCAGACGGGAAAAUGUGACAGCGGAUGUGAUGGGUUCAUGGAUGCUCCUGAUUGUACUGUAGAAUGUAAAACUGGAAAAUGGGGACGUAACUGCGUAAAUGAGUGUAGCUCUAAAUGCAAAGACCAAUCAUGUGACAGAGUUACUGGACUUUGUGACUACACUUGUGACAGUCUUACAAAUCUAUCCUGUCCUGCUGAUUGUCCAAAAGGCUAUCACGGUUCCAACUGCACUCUAGACUGUUCCUCCACCUGUAAAGAUCUGUUAUGUAAUAGACUUGGCUACUGUAUUGCAUGUGUUUCUGAUUACACAGGAUCUUACUGUGAGAAAGUGCAACUCGGUCUAGCAUCAGAGACCAGCGGUCUAACAUUUUCAUCAGGUGUUGGUAUUGGAGUAGCUGUUGGUGCUCUGGUUAUCAUCUUGGUUGACGUCGUAAUAGUUAUUAUAUGCAGAACCAGGCUUACAACAUUAAGACCCAAAAGCAAUGACGACUUAAAACCUGCAACUCGACUACAGAAUUAUGAUGGCGUCAAACAAAUAAAUGAAUACAACCACUCUUACGAACCUUCUAGAUCUACUUUUGAAGAAACUGUCAAGACGCAUAAAAAACAGGAUCGAGAAGCCAACAAAACAGUACAGUAUGAGAACACUUCAAAUACAGUUUAUGAGACAAUUGGAUAGGUCUCAAAUUGUCAAGUUCAAACUUUACUUCAUUACUUGUAAACUUUAUUUUCAAAAUGAGUUUGUCAUUUUCACUGUCGUGUUUAUGUUUCUAAUGUUAUCACUGCGUCUUGAGUCUACAUCAUUUUUGUUAACAGUGCUUUAGAAAUUAAAUUUAACUAUUAUUAUUAAU